Messenger RNA from Daucus carota subsp. sativus, 786 nucleotides. RefSeq names its product small ribosomal subunit protein uS11x-like. The coding region runs from base 140 to 592 and encodes 150 amino acids. The transcript has 6 exons. Gene Ontology annotation, molecular function: structural constituent of ribosome. The record is from RefSeq and is a predicted model, not a curated record. Gene Ontology annotation, cellular component: ribosome; cytosolic small ribosomal subunit. NCBI's taxonomy places the organism in Eukaryota, Viridiplantae, Streptophyta, Magnoliopsida, Apiales, Apiaceae. Gene Ontology annotation, biological process: ribosomal small subunit assembly; translation.
CCUAAAACCCUAAUUCAUACUCAUCCGUUGGUAUAAAACCAAAGAAAGCAGCCGCAGCCUGGCCGUCCUCUUUCAAUCGCCCAAACCCUAAUUUUCUCUCUCAAUUUUUGACCACCUUCUCGUUAAUUCGUCAGGAAAAAUGUCGAGGAGGAAGACCAGAGAGCCUAAAGAGGAGAAUGUGACAUUGGGACCUGCUGUGAGGGAAGGGGAGAAUGUUUUUGGUGUUGCUCACAUCUUUGCUUCAUUCAAUGACACAUUUAUUCACGUCACUGAUUUGUCUGGGAGAGAAACCAUGGUUCGUAUCACUGGUGGGAUGAAAGUAAAAGCAGAUAGGGAUGAGUCUUCACCCUAUGCAGCCAUGCUUGCAGCACAAGAUGUUUCAACAAGAUGCAAGGAACUUGGAAUCACUGCUCUUCACAUCAAGCUCCGUGCAACAGGUGGAAACAAGACCAAGUCUCCUGGUCCUGGUGCUCAGUCUGCACUUCGUGCACUUGCUCGUUCAGGAAUGAAAAUUGGUCGCAUAGAGGAUGUGACUCCAAUCCCCACUGAUAGCACUCGCAGGAAGGGUGGUAGAAGAGGAAGGAGGCUGUGAGGUUCUAGCCCAGCAUCAGCACCAGCACCGAGGGAGCUUGCUUUUAGAAGUUAUUUUUAUUUGGGAAAGGAUUCUCCAAUGUUUUAUGUAAUGUUGCAUUUUGAUACUUAAAUGGAAGUUUUGUUGUCUGGCUUUGCCAAGAUUAUAAGUCUAUGAAUGUAUGGAGUCUUUGAAUGAAUUUGGUUUGUGGAUUA